Polistes canadensis is the source of this 1939-nucleotide messenger RNA. It is a transcript of the gene SamDC, whose product is annotated as S-adenosylmethionine decarboxylase proenzyme. Bases 284 to 1318 code for a protein of 344 amino acids. Gene Ontology annotation, molecular function: adenosylmethionine decarboxylase activity. The record is from RefSeq and is a predicted model, not a curated record. Gene Ontology annotation, biological process: spermidine biosynthetic process; spermine biosynthetic process. The transcript has 6 exons. NCBI's taxonomy places the organism in Eukaryota, Metazoa, Arthropoda, Insecta, Hymenoptera, Vespidae. Gene Ontology annotation, cellular component: cytosol.
AGAACUAGAGGAUAGCACCAACACAGUUUUAAACGCGUUGCUCGACUGUCCGGUCUCUUCCAGCUAUUCAGUAAAGUAAAGUUCGUGCUGGAGGGUGUUCGUUUCGUAAGACGUAUUCUCUCACUCUCUCCCUCUCGCUAGAGAAGAAGAGACCAAUAUAAACCGCCACUUCGAAGGAAGGAAAUAGAAUUGAAUUAAGUAAAGAGAAUAUUCAUCGAUUUAAAUAAACGUGCAUGCAUAAGAAUCGUUGUGUUCGUCCCAUCGAAUAACGAGCCGACGAAUCAUGGCAUCGUCAAAGAACGACAAUGCAGAAAGCGUGCAAUUCUUCGAAGGCGUAGAGAAGCUACUCGAGAUAUGGUUCACCAGUAAUAACGCUAAAAAGAAACAACUCGGUGAUCUUCGACAAAUUCCUCGGCAAAAAUGGGAAUCACUGCUGAAGAUCGUUCGAUGCGAAAUUAUCAGCUUUUGCCGAAAUGAUCAAAUAGAUGCUUAUGUGCUCAGUGAAAGUAGUAUGUUCCUAUCAAAGCGCAGACUUAUCCUGAAGACAUGUGGUACAACAACACCUUUACAAUGUUUGGAGCCUCUCCUUAAACUUGUUGAACAAUACACCGGUUUUGAUGAAGUAGAGGACCUCUUUUAUUCACGGAAAAAUUAUAAACGGCCAGAGUUACAAAUUGCACCACAUCAAGCAUUUUCAGAAGAAGUUGCCUUACUCAAUACUUUUUUUCCUGAUGGAGAAGCCUAUUGUUUAGGAUCUAUCGACGCAGAUAGUUGGUAUUUAUACACUCUAGACAGAGAAAAGUCCUUACAAGAACAAGCAGAACCAGAUCAAACACUAGAGAUUCUUAUGACUCAUUUAGAUCCUGAUAUAAUGGCCAUUUUUACACAAGAUGUGUGUUCUUCUGCUGCUGAAGCUACUCAAAAGUCAGGAAUCGAUAAACUCAUUCCUAAUAUGACUAUAGAUGAUUUUUUAUUUGAACCCUGUGGUUAUUCCAUGAAUGGCAUUUCCAAAAAUGGAAAUUAUAUGACCAUUCACAUCACACCAGAACCAGAGUUUUCUUAUGUUUCAUUUGAAAGUAACAUUCCUGAGGCUUCUUAUGACGAGAUAACACGGCGUGUAAUUAACACAUUUAACCCUGGAAAAUGUGUAGUAACUAUCUUUGCCAACAAGAAAUCUAUCGCUGCUAGUUAUCCACGUAAAUUGGAGCAGAAUGGUUAUUUGAAUUCCGCUAAAAAUUGGUCAGUUUCCAACGCACAGUAUUAUCGUUUCAAAAAUUAUGAUUUGACCUGUGCAUUUUAUUCAAAAUUCCCAAGCUGAGGGUUCAUGGACGCUUCAUUAGUCCCUGCAGUGACAGGCACAAAUGAAGCGCAAACUCUUUCCUAUAUUCUUUCACCUAUUAAUUCUUCACCUGUAUCACCACAUUCUUUAAAUAAUUUGGAAACUAGUAAUGAAUCUAUAAACUUAAUACCAAAAUUAUCAAAUUUCAACUCCAAAGGCAUUGCUGUAUCAGUUUCAUAUAUGACAGAAAAUAAUGAAAGAAAGAAUAGUGAGAGUACCAUUAAAAAUUGUGAGAUUACUCAGAAAAAUACCAUAUCCUCCUCCACAUUUGCUUGUCACUCUAUGCCAAUUGGCAAAAAAAAUCAGAAAUCUCAAAUGACAUCUAUCAUGACAAAUUCAGGUAUGAGAUCAGAUGAUAACCAUUGUAUCAAUCUCAAUAAGGCUAACAAUGCUCAGUGUUUCCGUUCUGUCUCAUCACCGCAGUUAACUUUUAAACCUCUAACACGUUCUAAGGUAUAUCGGAAAGCAUCUUUAAAAUCUUCCACAAAUAAAUCAAGUUUACAGUCUGAUCUUUCUACAUUUACAAUAGACAACUUUAAUGUUGUCUCUAAUAUACAAUCAAUGAAUACCACUAACAACAGCAAAUGUAUCCUGUCGAAA